AGAGAGUGGACUCUGGUGUCUGGGCCGUGAUCCUGACCACCAGGGCUGGAAUGACUUUCAGAACCGAGUCAGCGUGCCUCCAGAACAAGAUAACUAGUUCAGGAGACGGUUAUCUUACUCGAAAGUGAACAUCUGUAGAACGAGAUUCCAGACUGUGCCCGCGUCGGGGGUGCCCGGCGACCCUCCUUCUUAACGUCCUUCCUCUUAACCCGCGCCAGACCGCGCGCAGGGCCCUCUCCGCCCUCGCGGGGCCUCCCUCGUGCCAAGACGCAGCCAGGCUGGGUUCGGGGCCCGGCUGUGCUCGCACGUUCCCUCGCCGCGCUCCGUGACCCGGGACCUGCUGCGGCGAAGCCCGCCCCACCAGCGGCCCGGCGCCGACUCCCAAUACCCUCCCUCCCCGGGCCGCCAGGCUGCACUUAUACUCGCGGCGCUCAGCACAGGGCGGCACUUCACUAAGCCGCUUGGAAACCAGUCGGAUACAGGGCGACUAUAGGCAGCUCGACCCCAGAAGCCGAGACCAGGGGACAUAGCAGUCUUGGAGGCGCCGACCGCGCAGGCGCCCUGAGUAGACCCUCCCGCCCCCCGCACCUCGACCGCGCAGGCGCUUGGAGGAGGCUCCCACCGCGCCGGGGCCGCUUCCGGGCCAACAUGGCGGCCGCGUGGCUGUUGUUGCGCGCCCUCGGGCAGGGCCAGAGCCCGGGUCUGGAGAGGCUGCGGGGCCCCUGUUGGGGCUGGGGCUCAGGCCUCUCCGCCGGGGCUAGGAGGAGGUGGCCAUACUUCGUCCACAGGCCUCCGAUGGGUGUCGCCGGGGUUGAAGGCCGAGCCCUGCAGAGUUUGCAAUUGCGACCGCUAACCCCUACCUUUGAAGGGAUCCAUGGAUUAUUGUUGAAACAGCUUCUAGUCCAGAAUCCAGUCAGACUCUGGAAGCUCUUAGGUGGCACUUACUAUUUUAACACUUCAAGGAAGAAUCAGAAGACUAAGGACCAUGAUAAACCCAAGGGGAGGACCCCUGAAGAUGAUGAAGAGGAGAGGAGGCGCAAGGAGAGGGAGGACCAGAUGUACCGCGAGCGGCUGCGCACCUUGUUCGUCAUCGCUGUUGUCAUGAGCCUGCUGAAUGCGCUCAGCACCAGCGGGGGCAACAUUUCCUGGAACGACUUUGUCAACGAGAUGCUGGCCAAGGGCGAAGUGCAGCGGGUCCAGGUGGUGCCCGAGAGUGACGUGGUGGAAGUGUACCUGCAUCCUGGAGCCGUGGUGUUCGGGCGGCCUAGGCUGGCCUUGAUGUACCGAAUGCAGGUGGCAAAUAUCGACAAGUUUGAAGAGAAGCUUCGAGCGGCUGAAGAUGAGCUGAAUAUCGAAGGCAAGGACAGGAUCCCGGUUACCUAUAAGCGUACAGGCUUCUUUGGAAAUGCCCUCUAUGCCUUGGGGAUGACAGCAGUUGGCCUGGCCAUCCUGUGGUAUAUUUUCCGUCUGGCUGGAAUGACGGGAAGGGAAGGAGGAUUCAGUGCUUUUAAUCAGCUUAAAAUGGCUCGUUUCACAAUUGUGGACGGCAAGACGGGGAAGGGAGUCAGCUUCAAAGACGUAGCAGGAAUGCACGAAGCCAAACUGGAGGUCAAAGAGUUUGUGGAUUAUCUGAAGAGCCCGGAGCGCUUCCUUCAGCUUGGUGCCAAAGUUCCGAAGGGCGCACUGUUGCUCGGGCCCCCCGGCUGUGGGAAGACACUGUUGGCCAAGGCAGUGGCGACGGAGGCCCAGGUGCCCUUCUUGGCGAUGGCUGGCCCGGAGUUCGUGGAGGUCAUUGGAGGCCUGGGCGCUGCCCGUGUGCGCAGCCUCUUCAAGGAAGCUCGCGCCCGGGCCCCCUGCAUCGUCUACAUUGACGAGAUCGAUGCUGUCGGCAAGAAGCGCUCCACCACCAUGUCCGGCUUCUCCAACACGGAGGAGGAGCAGACCCUCAACCAGCUUCUGGUGGAAAUGGACGGAAUGGGCACCACUGACCAUGUCAUCGUUCUGGCAUCCACCAACCGAGCUGACAUUUUGGACAAUGCUCUGCUGAGGCCAGGCCGCUUGGACCGACAUGUCUUCAUCGACCUCCCCACACUCCAGGAAAGGCGCGAGAUUUUUGAACAGCACCUGAAGACCCUAAAGCUGACCCAGCCCAGCAGUUUUUACUCGCAGCGUCUGGCAGAGCUCACGCCAGGGUUCAGCGGUGCUGACAUCGCGAACAUCUGCAACGAAGCUGCACUGCACGCUGCAAGGGAAGGGCACACGUCUGUCGACACGUCUAAUUUUGAGUACGCCGUCGAGCGCGUCAUUGCAGGGACAGCCAAAAAGAGCACGAUCCUCUCGAAGGAAGAGCAGAAGGUGGUAGCGUUUCAUGAGUCAGGCCACGCUCUGGUCGGCUGGCUGCUGGAGCACACCGAGGCUGUGAUGAAGGUCUCCAUCGCGCCUCGGACAAAUGCUGCUCUGGGCUUUGCUCAGAUGCUCCCGAGAGACCAGUACCUUUUCAGCAAAGAGCAGCUGUUUGAGCGGAUGUGCAUGGCCCUGGGGGGCCGCGUGUCAGAGAGCAUCUCCUUCAACAAGGUCACUUCUGGGGCGCAGGAUGACCUGCGGAAGGUCACUCGCAUCGCCUACUCCAUGGUGAAGCAGUUCGGGAUGGCACCGAGCAUCGGGCCCGUCUCCUUCCCUGAGGCUCAGGAGGGCCUUGCGGGUAUCGGACGGCGCCCCUUCAGCCAGGGCCUCCAGCAGAUGAUGGACCACGAAGCUCGCCUGCUGGUGGCUGAGGCCUACAGGCACACCGAGAAGGUGCUGCGGGGCAACCUGGACAAGCUGCAUGCGCUGGCGAACGCGCUGCUGGAAAAGGAAGUGAUCAACUACGACGACAUUGAGGCCCUCAUCGGCCCACCGCCUCACGGGCCCAAGAAGAUGAUCGCCCCUCUGAGGUGGAGGGAUGCCGAGAGCGAGAAGCAAGAUUCUGGGGAGGAGGAGGCACCUCAGCAGCCCCCGCUUCAAGGGGAGGAGCCGUCUUGGCCCAAAUAGCUGGACCUCGUUAGUGGUGCCUGCGGGGACUCAGGAAGUGAACUCCUUCCUCAGCUGUCCCCCAAGUUCCUUUUCGCCUCAGACUUGUACCUCUGGGCCCUCACUGUUCCCUGUUGAAGGGCUUCUGAGAUUUGUUGGUUUCAUUACCUGUGAUUAGUAAAGUCUUUGCAGAGAUGA
Molecule: messenger RNA, 3207 nt
Organism: Rhinolophus ferrumequinum (greater horseshoe bat)
Lineage: Eukaryota; Metazoa; Chordata; Mammalia; Chiroptera; Rhinolophidae
Gene: SPG7
Product: SPG7 matrix AAA peptidase subunit, paraplegin
Exons: 17
Coding region: 649-3030 (793 amino acids)
Biological process (GO): mitochondrial protein processing; protein-containing complex assembly
Cellular component (GO): m-AAA complex; membrane
Molecular function (GO): ATP binding; ATP-dependent peptidase activity; zinc ion binding
Source: RefSeq, a predicted model, not a curated record